Messenger RNA from Drosophila obscura, 1692 nucleotides. RefSeq names its product trichohyalin. The record is from RefSeq and is a predicted model, not a curated record. NCBI's taxonomy places the organism in Eukaryota, Metazoa, Arthropoda, Insecta, Diptera, Drosophilidae.
UUAGUUUUCAGCUCCACACCAGAAUAAAAAUUAUACAAAAAAUACACAAAAAAAUAUAUUAAAAUAUUCCCCAAAAAAAAACACACACAAAAAGAAGAAGAUGGAAUACUGGCUGCGACUGGUCAACGAUCAGGCGCAGAGACUGGUGACGCAGGAGGAGCAGCAGCAGCCGAAAUUUAUCUCCGUUUUCAGCCACAAAGGUUCCCCCAUUCUGCCGCCCUUGAUGACGCCCCAGCGGCGGCGGGAGAUGCAGCAACAUCGAGCCACCGCCCUGGCCCUCGAGGAGUAUCUAAAGAUGAGGAUCGGCGGCAGGCCCAAGGCUGCGCCUACCCCCCAGGCGAAGCUCGUGGAAAAACAAGAAGAUCCACCUCUGAUUGUGUUGGGACGCUUCCCGCAGCAGCUGCAGCGCUCCAAGACUUUGAUCUACGACAAUGGCCUCAAUAGGCUCAUCAAACCGCCCACACCGGAUCCCCACACUUCAACCCCCUUAAAAGUGCUGAUCGAGGACCCCCCUCUGAUUGCUGUCCAGCGGGCAGCGGUGCAGUUAUGUUCCCCGCUCUUCGCGAGGUCCAGCAAAAGCCUCGUCGCCCGUGCCACGCUCCCAGCGAAGCCCCUGAUCCCUGCCCCCCUCAGACCCACGCCGAAGACGAGAGCCCAGGAACUGGAGGAGGCAAGGCAGGAGAAGGAGCGGAGGGAGCUGGAGAAGAUGGAACGGGAGAAGCGGGAGCGGGAGAAAAGGGAGAACCUGCGGCUGGAGCACAGGCACACGAUGAACCUCAUCCAAGUGGCCAAGGCCCUGCCGUGGGAUGUCCUCCAGAUUGCACCGCUGCUGCGCUCCCACACGGAUCCCAAUCUCCAGCGGAAGCCACACAGCCAGCGGGACCACAACGAGGCCAGCCUGAGGCUGCACCCACAGCUGUGGAAGCGGCAGAAUACCAUCGUCUACAGCUGCCCCAAUUCCCCGAAGAAAAUCAACUAUCCUCAACACAGAAAGCAGGAAAAGGAGACGCAGGAAGAGGCGAAGGAAGAGCCAAAAGAGAGGCCAAAGGAAGGACCAAAGGAAGAGCCAAAAAAGGAGCCCAAGCAGCGGUGGCAGAGCCUGGAGGGGAAGCCAGCCAAGGCCAAGGGCAGAUUCUCUCUUUCGCCGAGACGCCGCGCCCUGCCCCACAAUGUCUCGUGCUGCAGCUACUCCUUCACUCCCUCGAUGGUCAGCGCCACGCAGCGUAGGCGCAGCUACGACCCGAAGGCCUCCCUCAUGCGGGACGCUGAGCUGAGGGGAGCGGGAAAGCAGCCUUCCCAGAGCGGUACUCCGCAGCAGCAGUCCUCGUCCUCUUCCCACAGCAGGGCGAGGGGAGGGGAAACGCGUACGGUGCCCGCAUCCUCCUUCGAAUACCCCAGGAAAACAUCAUCCUACUUGACGAUCGCCCAGGAGCAGGAGGAGCAGCGCCAGCGCUUCCUGGCACUCGUCUCCCAGCAGGCGGAGGAGCAGCAGCGCCUGCAGGCGCAGUUCGAGGCCCAGCAGCAGAUCCUCAUAGAUCAGAUGCUCUACGAAGUGAGGCAACUAUCGAGCGAUGCAGCGGAAUCCAUCGACUAAUCCAGUCCGACAAUCUAUUCCUGUUCCCAUUCCCAUUCCCAAUGUCCCUUCUACCUGUGCGGAGGAGCGGAGUGUAAUAAAGCCAUCAGACAGCAUCA